AUGACGGAGGAACCGGUGGCGGCGCCGGGGGCCUCCCAGGCGGCGUCGGCGGACCCCGUCGGGCAUUCCGUGAUCCCGAUCGUGAACAAGCUGCAGGACAUCUUCUCCCAGCUCGGGAGCUCCUCGACGAUCGACCUGCCGCAGGUAAUCGUGGUUGGCAGCCAGAGUAGCGGCAAGUCCAGUGUCCUGGAAGCCCUGGUGGGGCGAGACUUCCUCCCCAGGGGUUCCGACAUAUGCACAAGGAGGCCGCUGGUGCUGCAGCUUGUGCACAGUCCCCGGAAAACCGAUGGGACUGGCGAAGGGGAUGAGUGGGGCGAGUUCUUGCAUAUUCCAGGAAGGAGGUUCUAUGAUUUCUCUGCUAUCCGUAGGGAGAUCCAGGUAACGGCUGUUUCCUUCGGUCUGUCUGUAGGGAUUUCAUCUUUACUGAUGUUGCCUCGACUUCCUCGGUUGGUUGCCUCUCUUCAUACUGCGACCUCUGUAGGUUAGGAAUGGGUCUGCACAUGCUUGAACAAGUAGACUUUCUUUUGCUUUCAUUUUUUUUGAUGCGUUGUUUGUUUUCACCAAUAUAUUUCAGUCUUAAUCCGCAAUUGUGCGAAUGGAUCAUUGGUGUCGACUAUAUUUAAUUGCCUUGAUUCAUUUUGAAUGAAUGAGACAGUUUUAAUCUCAAAAGAUAUGUAGAGAAAGUUUCCAUGCACCAAAUGCAACUUAGUAGCGAAAGUUCCAAAGAGGUUGUACUCGUUUGUAUUGAACUGUUAGGAAAUUUGAGGAGUUUGGGGAAAAAUUCCUUUUUGACCCUUUUAGAACUUAGUUGUUACAAUACCUCUGCCAAAGUAAUAAUAAUAAGGAAAACAAACUUUUGUUCAGUUAUUUGUAAAACCCAGUGGGAGGUUUCUCUUUAUUUCAAUGAUAAUUUUAGAGUUUGAUUUGAUGAUGGUAUGCUAGUUGUAAAUAUCGAUUUUGAUGCUGUGGUGCAAGACCUGUUUCCUUUGAGGCAGUCGUACAAGAACGAUUUUCUCCAGCUCCAAUUAGGUUCUUUAUUUGGUACAUUUGUGUGUAAGCUGUUUUUCUAACUAGGAUAGUAUUUCUGGGGGUGGGAAGAAUAUUUUUGUACCUUGUAAACAAUCUCCAUAUUUUCAUCCUCACAAAGAAGUAUCAUCCUCACAAAAGAUAGUAUCAAGGUGAAAGGUCAAGUUAGGCUAACAGCUUUGGAAGGAUUUUUAUAUUCAGUGAAUCAGCAAUGAAACAUUGAAAGCUUUAUUCUACCAGGAUAAUACUGCUUAGUCUCUAGUUUUCCUUCCUCAUAAAAAUGGGAUGAUACUUUAUUGAGAAAAACAAAUAAGGGACUUGUAUAUUUUAUCUGUUUGAUGGGCUUCUUGAUAAGUCAUGUAUGACAUCCUUGCCAUUUUCAUGGUCAAUUCACCAUACAUUGAUGCUUGUCAUAAGUUUGCUGUUGUUAAUUUUCAGGCUGAAACAGACAGGGAAGCAGGUGGCAACAAGGGAGUUUCUGAUGAACGAAUACGCUUGAAGAUUUUCUCACCAAAUGUUCUUAACAUCACAUUGGUGGAUUUGCCUGGAAUAACAAAGGUACCAGUUGGUGAUCAGCCAAGUGAUAUUGAGGCACGAAUUAGAACAAUGAUCUUGUCCUAUAUCAAACAUGAAACGUCCAUAAUUUUAGCUGUAACACCAGCAAAUUCAGAUUUGGCAAAUUCAGAUGCUUUGCAGAUGGCAAGGAUAGCGGAUCCAGAUGGUAAAAUUUCAAUUUUUUUUGUACAAGUUUAAAGUACAAGUUUGGUUAUAAUCCUAAUAGUGUCUUCUGAUAUUAUGACAGGUUCUCGAACAAUUGGUGUUAUCACAAAGGUUCCACAUGCAUAUUAAUUUCCUUUUGUUGUCAUUUCUUAUUUUGUUUGAAGAGCACGCUCCUUGACAUGCUAUUUGACUGUAUUUCAGUUGGAUAUUAUGGAUAGGGGCACUGAUGCCCGUAACUUUCUUCUGGGGAAUGUAAUUCCUCUUAGACUCGGUUAUGUGGGCGUGGUGAAUCGAAGCCAGGAGGUACACAUUUUGAUCAUCAUUUCAUGACUUGAUUGCAUUAUUUUAUGUUGCUCUCUUUCCAUGAAAGAGUAUGAUGUCAGGUAAGUUGAUGCUUACCGUAGCAUGUUCAUUUGCAUUAUUCUUGUUAUGGCCUCGUAUCUCUUCUGCUUAUUUUUCCUUUUUCUUAUGUUUCAUUUCUGAUUAUACAACCCACUCUAUCUGAGUUAAUUUAAAUACAUUUGGGACCAGGAGUGAAACUUGAGUUGUCAUCUCCAAUAUAGUUUUUGAGUUUCUCGGCUAGAUCACAUUGUGAGACUGCUAAGGUUUGAAAAUGAUCCUUGGAUGCUGCAGAGUAGCUAGCCAUGCAGCAGGUUAUUGUGAGACAGCAAUUUAUAUUAGCUGUGAGUUUGUACUAGUUCGUUUAGUGAAGUGGGUGACGUGCGCUGGUGGGAAAUGGUAAAAUUCUCCUUUUUUCUCCUUUUUGAAGACAAGGGAAUAAGAAUAUUGUCACUAAGCAAGAAGGAGAUAUGCCUUGGAUGUCUGUGCACCUUUCUCCCCUAUUUUACGAGCAUGUUCGAUUGUCAUUGUCAUCGUUUCUAUUAUUCAUUUCUUGAUUCACUUCAAGUUGCGUCCUUAAGUUACUACCCAAUGUAGUAAUCUGACAUAUACUCUGUUUUAUGAUUUGGAAUAUCUCUUAAAAGUUUCUUUACGUGAAAUACAUACGAGUUUAAAUGUCCGCUUUUAGAUUUGAGUUUCUGAUUUAUAUUUUAUUGUGGAAUGAAAACGUGUUUACAGCUCAAGAACUUUUUAUUGAUUAUAAUGGACAUAAUUUAAGUCUUUGUUUGCCCACUCCCUAUCCUCUGUUCCCCACGUCUAUUAAUACCUUAUGGUCAAGCUCCUUCAUGAUCAACCAGGUUUUAAGAGAGUCUAGGAUUUCAGUUCAACUCCUUGUCUCUCUUCUGAACGUUCUUUUGGGUUCUAAGGUUCAAGAAAAAAUAUAGUUUACAAUAUUUAUUGAUUAGCUAGUGUGAAUUUACAUAACGCAGUUUCGAAUGCUGGAAUUGAUCGCUUAUUAAUGGCUGAUGGUAUUUGUUAGGCCCCAUUUUGUUGGGGCUGAUAACAGGCCCAUUAUCAGGGCGACUUAUGUCAGGAAAGGGGAAGGCUAAGACAUAGCGGGUGAUGGGUUCAAUAUGAGGGAGGAUAUAAGGACCCUCAGGCACCCUUAAUGGGGGGGCACUUUUUGAAGAAGUCAGUGGGAGAGUGGGGCGCUCUCAAACUUGUCGCCAACUGUUUCAGGGUUUUCUCAGGAAACUCUUUUUGCUCUGCUCUUUCCUGUUGUCCGUCUCAGUGGAGUUAUUUUUCCCUGUUCCUUUCAGUUAUGUUUCCUGGUUGCUACCCUAGCUUCUACCCUUGUUUUGGUUCCUGUUCUUGGAUCAUAUCAGUUUCUGUUCCGUUUCCCAUGUUAUGUAUUAGCUUAUGCAGAGAUCCACAAACUGAGAUCUGCUAUAUUGUUUCGUCCAUUUCUCAUCUGCAACAGGAUAUUACGCUCAACAGGAGCAUUAAAGAUGCACUAGCCUAUGAAGAGAACUUCUUCUGUAAUCGUCCGGUAACAAUUAUUUCCAGAUUUGGUUUCUUAUCGUGCAUCUUUUCUGUCAUUCUGUUGAUCUUGUUUUGAUUCCAAAUACAGGUCUAUCAUGGGCUCUCUGACCGCUGUGGUGUUCCUCAGUUGGCAAAGAAAUUGAAUCAGGUUUGGUUCAUUAAUUUUCCAUAAAAGUCAAUUUCUGAUCUUUUGCUAUGUCUACUUUGUGCUAAUGUAAACAUAUCCUUGGACAUAAUGAUAACUCGAAAAUCACUCUCCAUUCGCGCUGUAAAUGGCUUGCUUUUACUUUGAUUAAUAAUUCUCUUCUAUUGCCUUCUACAAAUCUGGCUGGCUCCUAAUGACUUUAAAUAUCUGUAUUAGAUUCUUGUACGGCACAUCAGAGCUGUUCUCCCAGGUUUGAAGGCCCGAAUAAGUGCUCAGUUAGUGUCUGUAGCAAAAGAACAUGCCACCUAUGGUGAAAUCACAGAAUCCAAGGUAUAAAACACUACCAUUAUCAGUUUAUUUCCAUGUCUCUUGCCGAUCAAAGUUUAAAACUUUUUAACUUUUCUGGCCAAGCCUUUUUUCUCUUUCAAUCAGCUUGAUCACCGAUUCUCAUUUUCACUUCAUUCCUGAAUACUAGCGAUGAUAUUGGUUUUAACCCUUUGUUAUUUUGUUCUUCCUGAAGUCUGGACAAGGUGCACUGCUCCUGAACAUUCUUGCAAAAUAUUGUGAUGGUAUCUUUCUGCACCAACUUUUUCCUUCCUUUUUUGCGUUAUUUUUGUAAAACAUUAAUUUUCGUGAAUGAUUUCCGAGCCCCUUUUUACUUUAUUCUAAUAUCUAUUUAAGAAAGUAUAAUAUUUCUAAAGUUGUAGUUAAAGAAAUAUGUUGGAUUUAUUAAGCUUAGUUCUUGAGAUGUUUAUGUAUUUUCUUACUGAUAAUAUAUGUUCGUUAUUCUCAUCUUAGUUAUUUGCAUUUUGGUUCGGUUAGAGCCUCACGAAUGAACAUUGGAUGAAACAAACCUCUGAAUAGAAUGUAUAAACGAUAAAUAUCCUACUGAGAUCAUUUUGAAGUCUAUAUCAUAAGAAGGUUCGAUCUAGUAAAUUGCAACUAUUCAUUCAAUUUAUAACUAACUGGAACUGGUGGAUCCAUCCAGCAUAGAAACAGACCAUCUCAGAAUCCAUAAAGCGGUGUGAAUGAAGGGUACCGUAGUUUAUCGUCCGCUUUAGUCCAUUUUGUUUUAACAGUUACUGUCAUUCCUCAGUUUGCCCAGCAGGAUGUUGAGAGCCGCUUUGUUGUGUGAAAAAUUCCCAUUGUAGGUUCCUCUCCUUGAGCCCUCGUCUGUUUCAAAUACGUAACUAUAGAUUUUUGAUGGAUCAAUAAAAUUCUUUUACUUGAUGAUGUCAAAUUUCACAAAACUUGAAAAGCGCAAAAACUUUGUUAAAAAAAAAAAGUUGGCAUCAAGAAGAAAAAAUGUCUGCUCCACAACUGACUACUGUCUAGCCCUGAUCUGUUUGCCUGGAUAAUAAUGUUGGGUACUUGUAAAGAUGGGUCAAUCAUCUGAAUUUUUUAGGAUUUUAUUUAUUCACUGUCUUCUUUUGGUGGAACUGAGUUUCUUGUAAAGUUGCCGAUUUUUUAGUCGUGUCAUUCUUUUUGUAGACCUAAAUUAUGAAAUUAUUAGUCUAAUAUAUGCAGAGCAUUGAACUUUGGUUUGUCCGUCAUGCAUACUCUGUGUGAAGCAUUGGUUUAUCAGCCAAGGCAUUUCCGAGUGGUACAUGCCAUAUAUUAAGAAUGAAUUUCCUUUGUGUGAAGCAUUGGUUUAGCUGGAUGAAUUUCCUUUUUUUCUGUUCUUAUGUCUUCAGAAUCGGCAAUGGUAUAAAACCUCUGCUAUGCUAUUUGUUGCAGCAUUUUCUUCUUUGGUGGAAGGAAAGAAUGAAGAGAUGUCAACCACUGAGCUGUCUGGUGGAGCAAGGAUUCAUUAUAUUUUCCAAUCUAUUUUUGUGAAGAGUUUGGAGGUGCAUACAAUGCCAGAUACUCAAGUGCUCUAGUAUAAACAUAUCAUUUUAUUACAUUUUGUUAUUAAACUGCUGUCUGUUAUGAAAUCACAUCGUUGGGGGUUUUCUUCUUUAGUUUUAUCUUAUCCUGUAGUCAUGAGAUAGGGUAAAUUUUGCUAACAUAUCCAUCCUGUGACUGUUAUCAUAAUACCAUUGUUUAUCUCUUCACACAGUUUUUUCUUUUCUUCUAUAUUUAAAACGAUACCUUUGGGGACAGGAAGUCGAUCCUUGUGAUGACCUGACAGAUGAGGACGUCCGUACUGCCAUUCAGAAUGCUACUGGUCCAAAGAGUGCUCUGUUUGUGCCAGAGGCGAGUGUAAAUUUUAUACACAUUUCUCUUUUGGAACUGAUCAUUGAAUAUUUUUCAUUUGUUGCUAUUGAUUAUGAGUAUUUACUACAACUGUUUGGAUACUCUCAUUAGGUUCCGUUUGAAGUUCUUGUUCGUAGGCAAAUAUCUCGAUUAUUAGACCCAAGCCUUCAGUGUGCAAGGUUCAUAUAUGAUGAAUUAAUCAAGGUGAACCCUCAUCUGCAUAGUGAUGUUUGUUUUUUUUUCUUUUUUCAAUUACUGCCCUGGGUUGAUUCUAACAUUAUUUUCUAAUUCAGAUGAGCCAUCGCUGCCUAGCCAAUGAGCUUCAGAGGUUUCCCAUUCUUAGGAAAUGCAUGGACGAAGUUAUUGGAAAUUUCCUACGUGAGGGCCUUGAGCCAGCAGAGACAAUGAUAGGUCAUAUCAUUGAGAUGGAGGUAUGCUGAUUAUUGGUCAUCAAAGGAUAUUGAGUCCAGUGAAAGUAUUGAAUUUAUUAUUUUCUCUUAUUUAUCAUCCUACAUGCGUGGAAUCUUAAGGAUCUAAAUUAUCGCCAUACAUACUUCCUCUGUUCUGUUAUAUUAUUUUCAUUAAUUUCUCUUAACGAUGUCUUCCACAGCUAAUUUGAUUAAAGGGUCUUGCAGAUGGAUUACAUAAACACUUCCCACCCAAGUUUUAUCGGUGGUAGCAAGGCUUUGGAGGUGGCAUCUCAGCAGAUCAAAACUUCUAAGAUAACAGCACCAUUACCCAGACCGAAGGUUAUUAAUCUCCUCUUUCUAUGCCCUAAAUAUAGUCAAAACUCCACUCUUUUUAAAAAUAACAUACACAUAUGGAGGCACUUUGAGAACCCCAUUUUUUUUAUUUAUGUUGGUUUAAUGGGUGAUAAUCUUAUGGUUCAGGUUAUCUGGCGUAAUCUCACAAUCUAUAGAAGUUUCUAGCGCCUGCAUUAGAAAAAUUACUGACCUUGGUAGUACAUUAUACCCUCCAGGAUUCAGUGGACUCAGAUAAACUUCAAGCAUCAGAAAGGAGUGUGAAAACCCGGGGCAUUCUCGGCAGAUCCGGGGCCAACGGAAUCGUUACCGAUCAGGUUGUAAACUGCCAUUAUUGCAUACGAUUGGAGAUCUCGAUGUUUCUCUUAGUGGCUCUAUCUAAUCUGUAUUAUUGAUUUUUAUUUUAUCUGGUUGAUGGACAGGGAGUUCGACCCAUUGUGGAUGGUGAGAGACCUGGCUCAUCUGGUAAGUACACUUACGUUGAUGAGGAACAGGUUAAAAACCAAGGUACUUGAGGAAUAAUUAAAGGAAAAAAAAAAAGAGAUGGAGAGACAAACUCGGAAUGAGAUGAAGAAUAUAUCACAGCAAAAAGAAACUUAGAUCUGUCUGUCACAAAUAAAUAGAAUAAUCCAGAUCCCAAAUGAAUAAAUUUAAAGCUAAUAAAUAUAUGUCACAUUAAUUACAUGAUUUUACUUAUUUUUUCUAAUGUGGGGCUAUCCUGAUUCUCUCUUGACAAUUUAUUGCAUGAUCCCUUAAUGAAACAUUUCUUGACUAGUUUUGGGUAAAUUCACUUGCAUCAUUUCAUAAUAAUCGAAAACAUUUGACCCUAAGAUUUGCUGAAUUAGGAAGCACUUCUGGGACUAGCUGGGGCAUCUCAUCAAUCUUUGGGGGUGAAAGUCGUUCAUAUGUGAAGGAAACUGUAGCCAGCAGACCCCACAAUGAGCCCCCCCACAGUCUAGAGCAUUCUCUUUCUAUGAUCCAGUUGAAAGAGGUAAGAUCUUGGUGAAAAUACAUCACGUGGACAUUUGAUUAUUGUGGCAUUUGACUUUUGAGCCUCCGUGGCAGCCUCCAGUGGUCUUGAAGCCCUCGGAAAGCCACACAGAUCAGGAGGCUGUAGAAAUAACGGUCACAAAGUUACUGCUGCGGUCAUAUUAUGACAUUGUGAGGAAGAAUAUUGAAGAUUCUGUGCCUAAGGCAAUUAUGCACUUCUUGGUGAGAAAUUAUGUUCCAUUUUUGAACUGUUCUUGGGUGAAACUAUAUAUAUAUUUAUCUUAUUGAAUGUUUGGAUAGUUUCAAGUUUUUUCAAAUUGUUCUAGCACAUAUGGCAAAGAAUAAUUGAUUCAUCAGCUCAAAUACUUCUCCCCGUCUUUCCCAGGUCAACCAUACAAAGCGUGAGCUGCACAAUGUCUUCAUCAGGAAACUCUACAGGUACUUGAGAAAGGAGAAUUGCUCUCACUCUAGUGCCGUUUUUGAUUGGGAUGUGUGGUAGCCGAUCUGAUUCAGGAUGGUCAAGUGGUGCAUUCUGAUCUGUAUGUCUCGCUGAAUGGUGUCAAUUGGGUUGAGAAGCAGCUAGUUUGACUAGCCCAAUCCUUUCUGUAUUGAGGCGAUCUGACCGCCUGACUAGAUCGGCCAGUUUUGGAAUGGACUUGGCCCCUAAAGUGGUGUGGUUUGAUGAACAGGGAGAACCUCUUUGAAGAGAUGCUGAGGGAGCCAGAUGACAUAUCUGCCAAGAGGAAGCGGACUCGUGAGACUCUCCGUGUCUUGCAACAGGCCUUCCGGGUGAGUAUUUUAAUGAAGAUCAUUGGUUACCGGAGCGGUUUUUUCCCCUAAUUAUACCUGUGACUACAUCCAAGAGGCUCACUGGUAAGCCAAAAUCUUGAUCACCUAUCUGACGAACCAUCUCUCCCUCCUUCCUUCCCGCUCUCCCUCUGUCUCUCUGUCUCUGUCUCUGUCUCUUUCUGUCUGUCUCUCUCUGUCUCUCUUUCUGUCUCUUUCUGUCUGUCUCUCUCCCCCUCCCUCUCCCUCUCUCUCUCUCUCUCUCUCUCUCUCUCUCUCUCUCUCUAAGCUCCAAGGAUCUUUCUACGUUUUCUAUCAAAAUUUACUUUAGAAUAUUGAAUUCCCUUGGUGUUUUCCCUCCAAAUUAUGACUGAACCUUCUUCCAAUAUUGUCGAAGGUAACCCAAAAUCCUGAACACCCAGGUGGCAUCCUCUCUAUUCUCUCUCUCUUGCUCUGAGAUUGGUGCAUAUUUCUGACUGCUCUGUGUCUGACUUCCAUCGGCUGUUUUUUCUAUCAAAGUGGCUAUUUGAAGAACACCCAAAACAUGCCACUGACGGCAUCCUCUCUCUCUCUCUCUCUCUCUCCCUCUCUCUCCCUCUCUCUCUUAGUUUGGUUUGUAUUUGGGGGGUGGGCUGAGCUUACCAUUCGCCAUAGAGACCCUAAAGUAGUCCAUAGUUUUACUUAUUAUGUAUUCACCAAGUAUCUUUCUCUUGAUGUUCAUCAGACACUGGACGAGCUACCCCUUGAAGCAGAGACCAUCGCCAAGGGCUACACCCUGAGCUCCGACUCGACUGGCCUGCCGAAGAUCAACCGGGUCCCAUCCUCGUACUAUCCCCCCAGUGACUUCAGCACAUCUUCGUACAUGGGUUCCCCCAAGAACCCUAGAUCCAGGAAGUCCUCACACUCGGGAGAGCAGCCCUCCCCUCUCCACCCAUCCUCCGAUGCCAAUGGGGUCAUCUCCCACCACUCUGGGCUCAGCUCCUACCCACCUCUAGAUCUCUAA
Messenger RNA from Spirodela intermedia, 9508 nucleotides. The record is from the annotation of a GenBank genome assembly. Lineage: Eukaryota; Viridiplantae; Streptophyta; Magnoliopsida; Alismatales; Araceae.